CGGAAGUGACCCUAGGCGGAAACGGUUGCCAUGGCAGCGGCCGGGCACGCGGCUGAGCUGAGGGAAGAUGGCGGUGACGGGUUGGCUGGAGAGUCUGCGGGCGGCAGAGAAGACGGCGCUGCUGCAGGACGGGAGAAGGAAGGUGCACUAUUUGUUCCCAGAUGGGAAGGAAAUGGCCGAAGAAUAUGAUGAGAAGACAAGUGAACUACUUGUGAGGAAGUGGCGUGUGAAGAGUGCCCUGGGCGCCUUGGGCCAGUGGCAGAUUGAGGUGGGAGAGCCAGCACUCCCAGGAGCAGGGAGCCUGGGGCCUGAACUCAUCACGGAAAGCAAUUCCAAUCCCAUCUUCAUGCGCAAGGACACCAAGAUGAGUUUCCAGUGGCGAAUUCGAAACCUCCCGUACCCUAAGGAUGUCUACAGUGUCUGUGUGGACCAGAAGGAGCGCUGUGUUGUCGUCAGAACAACCAACAAAAAGUACUACAAGAAGUUCUCAAUACCUGACCUAGACAGGUAUCAGCUACCUCUGGAUGAUUCCUCGCUGAGCUUUGCUCAUGCCAACUGCACCCUCAUCAUCUCCUACCAGAAGCCAAAGGAGGUUCUAGUAGCUGAGUCAAACCUGCAGAAGGAGCUGAAGAAGGUACAGACAGCACACAGCAGUGACGGGGACUGCAAGACUCAGUAGCGGACCCCUGAGGCCUGCACUUCCAGCGCUGAGUGUGGGUGAGGCUCUUCCUGUAGAGGCCUCUGAGACUUCAAGGCUUGGGCACUCCUAGCCCCUGAGUCGUGGUCUUCUCUCCUGAGUAAAAUAAUUCUGAGACA
Molecule: messenger RNA, 816 nt
Organism: Lagenorhynchus albirostris (white-beaked dolphin)
Lineage: Eukaryota; Metazoa; Chordata; Mammalia; Artiodactyla; Delphinidae
Gene: DPCD
Product: deleted in primary ciliary dyskinesia homolog (mouse)
Exons: 6
Coding region: 68-679 (203 amino acids)
Source: RefSeq, a predicted model, not a curated record